AUGGCUGAAGAAGCGGCUGCUGCCCAUCAUCUCUUGAAUAUUCUAGAAGAACGGGAUCUUCAUGUCGAUCUCGACCAAGUCCUUGAAGCAUUCGAAAAUGAGGAUACGAAGAAAGAGAUGGCUGCUUGGGUGAACGAGCAUCUGAAUUCGGAGACCUUGCUGACAAAAGAGGAAUUAGAGCUAUAUCAAACACUGAAGAAAAAAGGUGUUGUUCAUCUGUACGAAAAUGACGAGGCGCCAAUUCGUCCAGUUCUAGACCACGAAUUGUCUUCCGCUAUUGACUCUCUAGAAAGCUCAACUGCGGCGAUUGAGGAGCAAUGCAGGGUCUUAGAAGCUCAGCGCGAUGCUUUGAUGGCACUCAAAGCUCUCGAUAAGCCGAAUUUAUCCGUGGAGCAUAUGAGGAAUGAACGGAGAAGGAGGGAAAAUCAGGAGAAAGCUAGGCUUGAUAUCGCUGUGGAAGAUGUCGCUACGUCCAUCAAUGAGCAAUUAACAGACACACAACGCGAAGUUGAAGCAGAGAAGUCGUCUGUUAUAAGCUAUGUCACAGAAAGGCUUGCUUCAGACGACAAAAUGCUUGCCAACCUUCCCGGCAUCGUGUCGAAGAUCAUGGCUGAACCAGAGGUUAGCGAAGACGAGAAGUCGAUCGAUCAAUGGUGUCAAGCUAUUAUUUCAUUUCGGACUGCGGAAAUCAAAGCUAGAGUUGACGCUGUGUACCUCGACAAUCUGGGCAAGGACCUACCGGUGGAGCUCCAGAAUAUGCCAGAAAACGAACUUCUGGAGCGCAAGGCGGAGAUACGGAAGGAAUUGGAGGACAUGCAUUCAGAAAUUGCUUAUCUUGCCGAGAGCGCAGUCGAGCGUGAGUUGAAGAAACCUAUAACAGAGUUAAAGGAGCGGAAAGAGAGGGAGAGAGUCGAGGCGAGGGUUGCUUGGUUGAAAUAUGUUUUGUCUACCCUCGAUUACAUGAGCGAGAGGCUUGAUACCAUCACCAUCUACACGACGAAGAUUGAUGACUUUCGCCAUGCGCUUGAUCAUGUCAAGGCGGCGGCAUUGCAGCAUAUGCCCACGUCGAACGUAGAAGCAUUGACGCCAUCGAGAAAACGCACGAUGUCUACUCCGAAAUCUCCUCUCUCAACCAUAGUAAAGCUAAAGCCUUCAAAAAGCGUCGACCUUCCGCCUGCGCUGGAAGAUGCACUCCGACAAGCUGGGAUAUCCUUCAACCACGACAGCAUCGAAAGCCUAAUGGAAGCAUUGAUGAAUACACAGCUCGAGAGGGAGAAGAAGCUGGACGAUCAUUACACGUCAGCCUCUUCGUCAACGCAUGAAAGCUUAGCCGAAGUCUUCGGGAAAGCAGAUAUUAAAUUGAGACUCAUUCUUGGUGCAUUGUACUCACAUACUCCAUUUCGGCAAGUUCAUCUAUCGAAUCCGAAGCUAGAAGAGCAACUGAAGGAAAUGGAGAAGGGAUUGGAGGAUGCCGAUAGGAAGUUGCUGAAUGCAGAGGCCAAUGAGCUUUCGUUGAACGAUCCGAGGGUCAAGGCGUUCAUAAGCAAAUAUGGAUCUGAGAGGUAGAGAGGAAAAAUAUGUAGUUUAAGACAGAAAUCCGUAUCCUCUUAGUACACCGCCUUUAUCUUUGGCAAGAGGUGUG
Lindgomyces ingoldianus is the source of this 1642-nucleotide messenger RNA. RefSeq lists its product as uncharacterized. The record is from RefSeq and is a predicted model, not a curated record. NCBI's taxonomy places the organism in Eukaryota, Fungi, Ascomycota, Dothideomycetes, Pleosporales, Lindgomycetaceae. The transcript has 4 exons. The coding region runs from base 1 to 1566 and encodes 521 amino acids.